AAUCGGAUAAAAAGGGCAUGGGCACCAUUUUAAAAGCAAAAGUGAGUGCAAAAGAGAUGAAAAUUAUAAAAACAAAACAAAUAGUCCAACCAAAUUUAUUGCAAAAUUCAUAUUCAAAGGUCUUCGGAAAUACAGGAAAUGAAACUUCGCUUGUUCAUCAAAGGGAAGUUAAACAAAAAUCACUGACAUCACCGACAUCAGCACAAAAACGUCUACUGACGGGAAUUCAGACAACAAGUUCUCCUUUUCUGGACGUGGUGGCUUUUUCGUCCUAUAUUUCUACGUAUGAAACCCACCUUACAGAAGACCACACGAUAAAGUUCGAUAAAAUCGUUACCAACAUUGGCAACCAUUACAACCCGCACUCUGGACUGUUCACAGCUCCACAGCACGGUGUAUAUGUGUUUACAUGGACCCUCUACUGUGCUAGAGAUGGCUUUAUCUAUUCUCAGCUGGUAGUCAAUUCCAAUGUUGUAGGGGCGAUGUUCACAACAGCCCAGGGAGCUGGAAAUAUUCGAGCCUCAACUUGGAUUGUAGUGGUGGAAAUAAAUAAAGAUGAUGUGGUGUACAUCCGUACACUUCCAAAUGGACAGAGUCAUUCGGGGAGUCUAUACAGUUAUAUUAAUUAUAGAUCGUCUUUCAACGGUUGGAAGCUUAAUUAACGAAAUGAUAAAACAUUAUAUUGCUGAUAAUUUAGAGUCUG
Saccostrea cuccullata (small rock oyster) is the source of this 703-nucleotide messenger RNA. RefSeq names its product complement C1q-like protein 3. The record is from RefSeq and is a predicted model, not a curated record. The coding region runs from base 18 to 662 and encodes 214 amino acids. NCBI's taxonomy places the organism in Eukaryota, Metazoa, Mollusca, Bivalvia, Ostreida, Ostreidae. Gene Ontology annotation, molecular function: protein binding. The transcript is spliced from 2 exons.